GUCCAUUCUCUCCCUCUUGUAUUCUCUCUCUAUAUUUAACAAUAAUUAUAAUAAUAAUUAAACAUCUUUGUUAAUGAAAAAUUAAAUUAAAAUAUCUUCCGUAACACUCAAAUCUUUCUCCCUCUUCAUUCAUCUCUGAUUCGAUUUUACGUCAGGUAUAUUCUAAUGGAUUCUAAAUCAGUUGUGGAUAUGAUAGAGGCAUCCUCAGGGGUCCAUUUUUCUGGGUUUCAUAUGGAUGGUUUGGAGUCAAGAAAUACAGAGACGGGGCAACCAAUGACCUGUGAAACUGAAAAGAUAUAUAAACAACCAUUUGUCAUUGGGGUUGCUGGGGGAGCAGCUUCUGGAAAGACUACAGUUUGUGAUAUGAUUAUUCAGCAACUUCAUGAUCAACGUGUUGUUCUUGUUAACCAGGAUUCCUUUUACCACAAUCUGACUGAAGAGGAACUUACACGGGUCCAUGAAUAUAACUUUGACCAUCCUGAUGCAUUUGACACUGAAAAACUAUUAUGUGACAUGGAGAAGUUGAGGCAUGGGCAAGCAGUAGAUAUUCCAAACUAUGACUUCAAGAGUUACAAAAAUGAUGUUUUUCCUGCAAGACGGGUCAAUCCUUCAGAUGUUAUAAUAUUGGAAGGCAUACUUGUUUUCCAUGACCCUCGUGUCCGAGAUUUGAUGAACAUGAAGAUAUUUGUUGAUACAGAUGCUGAUGUACGCCUGGCAAGAAGAAUAAGGCGUGAUACUGUUGAGAAGGGUAGAGAUAUUGGUGCAGUCCUUGAUCAGUACUCAAAAUUUGUGAAGCCGGCUUUUGAUGACUUCAUACUUCCAACAAAGAAGUAUGCAGAUAUAAUAAUUCCCCGAGGAGGAGAUAAUCAUGUAGCUGUUGAUUUGAUUGUACAGCAUAUUCGUACAAAGCUUGGUCAACAUGAUCUUUGUAAAAUAUACCCUAAUUUGUAUGUCAUUCAAUCAACCUUUCAGAUUCGAGGUAUGCAUACCCUUGUACGUGAUUCUCAAACAACAAAACAUGACUUUGUUUUUUAUGCUGACCGUUUGAUUCGCUUGGUUGUUGAACAUGGUCUGGGACAUCUACCAUUUACGGAAAAGCAAGUGACCACUCCCACUGGGUCUGUGUAUACUGGUGUGGAUUUCUGCAAGAGGUUAUGUGGUGUCUCUGUAAUUAGGAGUGGUGAGAGUAUGGAGAAUGCCUUACGAGCAUGUUGUAAAGGUAUCAAGAUUGGGAAGAUACUUAUUCAUAGGGAAGGUGACAAUGGUCAGCAGGUUUGUAGAUGCUUCUUUCUCUAUACUUAUGUGGAUGUCCCUGUAGGGUUCAGGGGUGUCUCUUUAUCUGUUGUAGAAUUGUUAAAUUCUGACUGUUUUCUUGGUCCAAUAAUUUGGCAGCUAAUCUAUGAGAAAUUGCCACAAGACAUCUCAAAGAGACAUGUGUUGCUAUUGGAUCCCAUUCUAGGGACAGGCAACUCAGCAGUUCAAGCUAUCUCUUUACUGAUUAGCAAGGGUGUUCCAGAGUCCAAUAUUAUAUUUCUUAAUCUGAUAUCUGCACCUCAGGGAGUUCAUGUGGUCUGCAAAAGGUUCCCAAGAAUAAAGAUUGUGACAUCUGAGAUUGAAAUUGGUCUGAACGAAGAUUUUCGUGUCAUUCCUGGCAUGGGAGAGUUUGGAGAUAGAUAUUUUGGUACAGAUGAUGAUCAACCAGUGGUGACCCUUACACAAUAAGUUCAAUAGAGAGUUGUUGAUUAUCCGUGAGUUGUUGGGGGGAAAUCAGCUUGAUGUGCUGUUACUCUAUAUAUUCCAAGUUCUUUGAUUUUAGUUUUCAACAAAUUUUGACUUCAUUAAACCUGUAAUUUCCCCAUCUCAUGGUCAAGUUUUUGAAACUUUGCAACAUUAGAUUAUAAAAUCAUGCACCUCUUGGUUCUAUUA
Molecule: messenger RNA, 1926 nt
Organism: Manihot esculenta (cassava)
Lineage: Eukaryota; Viridiplantae; Streptophyta; Magnoliopsida; Malpighiales; Euphorbiaceae
Product: uridine kinase-like protein 3
Exons: 14
Coding region: 166-1722 (518 amino acids)
Cellular component (GO): cytoplasm
Molecular function (GO): kinase activity; ATP binding
Source: RefSeq, a predicted model, not a curated record